Molecule: messenger RNA, 3117 nt
Organism: Colletes gigas
Lineage: Eukaryota; Metazoa; Arthropoda; Insecta; Hymenoptera; Colletidae
Gene: Wdr59
Product: GATOR complex protein WDR59
Exons: 20
Coding region: 149-3064 (971 amino acids)
Molecular function (GO): protein binding
Source: RefSeq, a predicted model, not a curated record
ACGAUGUGUGCGCGCGGUCCGCGGUGCAGCGUAUCGCAUACACACUUUGACUGCCUCCGUGAUUGCGUAUACGGUUCAACUUAGGCUGCGUAUUCGGUUUAAUUCUAACCUUGCAGAAUGGUGACAGGAAUUCGAAUUCAUUGGUAAAAUGUCAAAACGCUGGAGCAACGAUUAUGUGGUUACGGAACACCGUGAUUUACAGGCUAAUAGUAUGGCUGUCGACUCGACUGGCAACUACGUGUUACUUGCCGGACGUAGAUGCUUCGCGGUGAAGCAUCUUGACGAGGGUGCCGACGCUUUGAAGAAGUUCCAACGACAAAGCAAGUACGAAGUUGGGUCCGCGGAAUGGAAUCCCACCAGUCUAAAUUCUCAUCUGUGUGCAGUGUCGAGCAAUACACGUAUAGAGAUAUUAUCUCUCACUGGAGGCGGUGGCUAUGAGUUACAAACAACGAAUAGUCUAAAGGCGCACACACGGGUAGUGAGCGACCUACAUUGGCAUCCGAAGGAACCAGACGUCAUUGCUUCUUGUAGCAUCGAUACGUUUAUACAUAUUUGGGACAUAAGAGACCAAAGGAAGCCUUCUUUAUCUUUGUCCGCAGUUGCCGGUUCCUCUCAAGUACGAUGGAACAGUCUGUCUUCCAAUAUGCUUGCAACAGCGCACGAUGGAGAUAUUAAAAUAUGGGAUCAACGAAAAGGAAAUAGUCCUGUGCAGUACAUAGCUGCUCAUCUAACAAAAAUACAUGGUUUAGAUUGGUGUCCGUUCCAACAAAAUCAACUGGCAACUUCUAGUCAAGAUUGUACAGUAAAGAUCUUCGAUAUCAGUUGCCCGCGUAGGGCCGAAAGUAUUGUAACGACAGACUCGCCAGUAUGGAGAGCUAGAUACACGCCGUUUGGAGAAGGAUUGGUAACGAUAGUCGUACCGCAAUUACGACGGGGAGAAAAUACUUUGUUGUUAUGGAAUACAACAAAUCUCAGCACGCCUAUUUAUACAUUUAUAGGACACACUGAUGUUGUUCUUGAGUUUCAAUGGAGACAUCAGAAAUUAGAGAAUAGCGACUACGAAUUGAUUACUUGGUCAAAGGAUCAGUGUUUAAGAAUAUAUAAAAUUGAUCCUUUUUUGAAGAAGUUGUGUGGACACGGCAUAGACGACGGUACAUCCAUUUAUACUCAAUAUUCGGAAGAUAAUAAUUUAAGAACACUGCAGUCCGUUCAAUUACAACUUAAUGACGCUCAAAAUGAUCGCGAGAUCAAUUGUAUAACGACGAAAGCGGAUGAACCUACGUUAAAUCCCGAAACGGAUACAUACAUUGAGAAUAACAAAGAAAUAUCGUCUCCUACGCAACCAAAGACUUUACAGCAAGAAUUCUCUUUAAUAAACAUGAACAUACCAAAUAUAGAGGUAAACGCGAUGGACGCUGUAGAACGCAGCUGCACCGUAACGGCAUCCAAUAAAAGUUACAACGUGAUAUUAAAAGUAAACUUUCCCGCAAAUUAUCCGUACAGCGCGCAGCCUACAUUUCAAUUUUGUCCUGGCACAACGAUCGACAACGCAACGAUGGGGAAGCUGUUAAAAGUUUUGAAACAAACAGCUCAACAGCGUGUCAAAAAGAAUCGAUCGUGUUUGGAGCCAUGCCUGAGACAAUUAAUUGCAACUUUGGAGCAAACGUGUAAAAAAGACGAGAACGAAAGCAGUCACUUGGGAUACGACAUUCAAGACAACGCGAAUUUUUUGAGCUCCUCCAACAUAUAUACAAAUUAUCAAGACGCCUACAUACCGUUCCCACGAACAUCUGGCGCGAAGUUCUGUUGCGUGGGUAUUCUUGUAUGUUUUGGUCGUGCUUCAUACACCAGAAGGUCGUCGAUGAAACCCGAGAGUACAACGCCUAGAGCGCUCUCCGCGUUGGGAAACGGUAUUGGCAACGGAGAGCAUUUUAUGCACAUGUAUCCAAAUUCCUAUGUACAGUCGAACGAUACUAUAUCCAUUAGUUCCUUUUAUUUUCAAGAUCACAAAAUGAAUCGCGGAUUACACAAUACCAGCAGAAUGUCUCAUAGGUCGUGUUUAAAAAAUUAUCACUUCAUGGUAAUCACGUACGAUGCCUCCUCGUUAUUUUUCGUCAAUAAAGAGCUUGCUGAAAAAUACGUGAUCAAUAUCACCGACAUUCCAGCAAUGUGCCAAUAUAAUGCAAACGUUGCCGCGCAACUAGAGCGUCCUGAUUUAGUUCAGGCAUGGUGUUUGGCUGCUCUCGUGAUAUCGCAACCGGUCUCUAACGUCGGGCAAAAUUCAUGUCAGUCGCCUGACAUCGACGCCCCGUGGCCGUUACAUCCAUUUGGUCAAAAUUUAAUUCAUUCUCUAAUACAGCACUAUGCCAAUCAAUCGGACAUACAGAUGGCAGGCAUGCUGAGCUGUGCAUUUAGUUAUCGUUCAGAAAAUCCAGACGUUGCUCAAACACGAUUGAGUAGCAAGUCCGUAAACGUCAGUAGGCUUUCUACAGGAAAAUGGUGGCUGAAGCCCGGCGGUUCGCCGUACCAUACGAUUCACCUAGCCGAUACCACAUUAGAAGGAUGGAACUUUCAAAAUUUGAAACAUCAUCGCUCUAACUCAUGGUCCGAUUCGCUCGACGAUUUAAAGCUCAUUCAAGACACGUUUGGCGACUCUGUAAAAAGUAUUAGAUUACUCGAUGAAAAAUACACCACGCUCUACGAUGGAUACAAAAAGGCGUACGCUGAGGUAUUGCACAGAUGGCGUUUGUUGGAUGCCCGUGCACAAGUAUUAAAACACGUGAGCACGACGCCCCUGGACACGCACAAAGGCGUUGAGUUUCAAAGCGAAUGCCAGAUAUGUAACAAAGUUAGCAGAGGCCCCCAAUGUAUAAGUUGUAAGCGCCUAGCCUUGGAAUGUGUUAUUUGUCACAUCUCUGUGAGAGGUCCAAGUAACUUCUGUAUAUUUUGCGGCCAUGGGGGGCACACGCAACACUUGGCGACAUGGUUCACAAAUGAGACACUGUGCCCGACAGGCUGUGGAUGCUAUUGCCUACAGGAAAGUUCUGCUCUUUUAAAAGUGUAAAUAAAAUAAGAGAGGUUGUACAUACUCGCGACGAUAUAUAUAUAUAUAUAUAU